Molecule: messenger RNA, 1549 nt
Organism: Linum tenue
Lineage: Eukaryota; Viridiplantae; Streptophyta; Magnoliopsida; Malpighiales; Linaceae
Source: the annotation of a GenBank genome assembly
CCUCGAACUUGAUCCGUUUCAACAGUAUGAUAGAUGAUAGGCCAAUUUUGACAUAAAACGGCGAAGCGACCUUCACCCUCGCCUUUCCCGUUCCUAGGGUUCCGCUUGCCGCCCCCACUCGGCGGCGAUGGCGAAUCGCACUGACCCUGCGGCGAAGAGCAUCAGGGGAACGAAUCCGCAGAACCUGGUGGAGAAAAUCGUUCGCUCGAAGAUCUACCAGAACACGUACUGGAAGGAACAAUGCUUCGGAUUGACGGCGGAGACCCUCGUGGACAAGGCGAUGGAGCUCGAUCACAUCGGCGGGACGUACGGCGGCACCAGGAGACCAACUCCUUUCAUCUGCUUAAUCCUGAAGAUGCUCCAGAUUCAGCCGGAGAAGGAUAUUGUGGUCGAGUUCAUCAAGAACGACGACUACAAGUAUGUUCGUGUACUCGGCGCGUUCUACCUCCGGCUGACCGGCACAGACAUCGACGUCUACCGGUAUUUGGAGCCGCUGUACAACGACUACCGCAAGCUCAGGAUGAAAUCGGCCGACGGAAAAUUUAUCUUGACCCAUGUGGAUGAGGUGAUUGACGAGCUGCUGACGAAGGACUACGCCUGCGACAUUGCACUACCCCGUGUGAAGAAGAGAUGGACCCUAGAGUCGCAUGGUAUACUAGAACCAAGGAAGAGUGUGUUGGAAGAUGACUUUGAAGAGGAAGAAGAGAAAGAGGAGAACGAGCAGAUGGAUGCAGUGGAGAAUGGUGUCAACGAUGAGAAGGAUUACCACCAUGGGAGAAGCCCCACGAGAGAAAGGGAUAGAGACAGAAGACGGGACAGUCAUCGCUACAGGGACCGUGACUACGAUAGGGACUAUGAUAGGGACCGUGGCCGUGGACGAGAUAGAGACAGGGACCGCGAUAGGGACCGAGACCGUGAUAGAGACAGGGAUCGUUACCGCCUAAGAGACGAGAAGGACUACAGUCGCGAUAGGGACCGCGACAGAGAAAGGGAGGGAAGGGACAGAGAGAGGCGAGACAGGGACCGUGGCGGUGGGAGGCGGAGGAGUCCAUCAAGGAGCCGGAGCAGGAGUAGAGAUCGGAAGAGGCGUCGGAGCCCCAGUCCCAGAAGGGACGGAGGAGAGGAGGCCAAGAAGAAGGAGAAGAAGAAGAGCGAGAAGAAGGAGAAGAAAGAUGACGGCACUGAUCAUCCGGAUCCUGAGAUUGCAGAGGCCAACAGGAUCCGUGCAUCUCUUGGUUUGAAACCACUGAAGUGAGCUUUUUCUGUUCUCCGCAACCUUUGGCGGCAUGGUUUAGUGCGUAUAGUGAGCCUUUUGGUUUUUUAGCUUCUGCAUCACAUAUUUGUAGUGUAAUGAGUUUGUCUUUAGAGUUGAGAGUGUUCCGUAAUUGGAUUAGAGAGAUCAGUGCCUAUGCCAUUGCGAUGUACUGUGUCUGUGUAUCAUCCUUUUACAUGUUCGAAGUUCCAACCAUCUACUAUUGGUCACAGAAAGCCAGUGCUAGAAACUAUUUAAAUAUGGAUUGCCGGCCACGGAUAUUGACCAUCUCUUAUU